This is a messenger RNA of Pectinophora gossypiella (pink bollworm), 6379 nucleotides long. RefSeq names its product transmembrane GTPase Marf (gene Marf). The transcript is spliced from 16 exons. Gene Ontology annotation, cellular component: mitochondrial outer membrane. NCBI's taxonomy places the organism in Eukaryota, Metazoa, Arthropoda, Insecta, Lepidoptera, Gelechiidae. Gene Ontology annotation, biological process: mitochondrion localization; mitochondrial fusion. Gene Ontology annotation, molecular function: GTPase activity; GTP binding. Bases 274 to 2586 code for a protein of 770 amino acids. The record is from RefSeq and is a predicted model, not a curated record.
AAGGAUGCCAUAGAAAACAAAAAUUAGAAAAAAAAAACUAAUGAAAAAUUAAGUUAAUUUUCCGAAAUUAAAAAUUAUAAUCAAAAAUAGUGAAGUAAAAUGGAUAAAACUCUAUUAUAAGCUCCAGGGAUGCGCAUCGAUUGCGAUGAUGCAACGAGAUGAUAAGUUGUACCCUGCAUGUUGUGUUUGAAGUGUAGAACUGGUACCGUGACUAUAUUGUUGGCAUUGUUUGCCAUAAGGUUCAGCUAACGACAACCGUGCUUUCCUUCCCGUAUGGCUGCGUAUGUUAACCGUACGAUAUCAAUGAUGGCUGGCGAUGGGCCCCAUAACAUUGCAACACUCAACAAUGGGGCUGUGCGCGUGAACAUGUCGAAUGUGGACUCGCCAUUGCAGAUAUUCGUACGGGCAAAGAAGAAAAUCAAUGAUAUAUUCGUCGAAAUUGAUGACUAUGUCAAAGAUGCAGUCACUUUUAUGCAUGCGGUGUCCGGCGAGAAUGGCAUCGCGUCGGCACAAGAUGUGGCCAAUGUUGAAGGCUACGUCAACAAGGUACAAGCCAUACGGGAAGUGCUUAAGCGAGAUCACAUGAAAGUUGCCUUUUUCGGCAGGACAAGCAACGGCAAGAGCACAGUGAUAAACGCUAUGCUGCACGACAAGAUCCUGCCGAGCGGCAUCGGGCACACCACCAACUGCUUCCUGCAGGUGGAGGGCUCCGACACCGACGAGGCCUUCCUCCGCACCGAGGGCUCCGAGGAGAAACUUAAUGUCCAGUCGGUGAGCCAGCUGGGGCACGCCCUAUGCGCGUCACGGCUGCAGGAGUGCUCGUUGGUGCACGUGUACUGGCCGCGCGAGCUGUGCGCGCUGCUGCGGGACGACGUGGUGCUCGUGGACAGCCCCGGGGUCGACGUGACGCCCAAUCUGGACGAGUGGAUCGACCAGUACUGCCUCGACGCUGAUGUCUUCGUGCUUGUCGCCAAUGCUGAGUCCACACUCAUGGUCACUGAAAAGAACUUUUUCCACAAAGUGUCGACCAAAAUAUCGCAACCGAAUAUUUUUAUAUUGAAUAAUCGAUGGGACGCUUCCGCGUCCGAGCCUGAAUACUUGGAUCAAGUGCGCACGCAGCACGCAAACCGCUGCGUAGACUUCCUGUCGCGCGAGCUGCGUGUGUGCACGCCCAAGGAGGCCGAGGAGCGCAUCUUCUUCAUCUCGGCCAAGGAGGCGCUGCUGACGCGCAUGCGCGAGAGGGAGAAGCCUGUUUCCUCGCCGAUCCUGGUGGAAGGGCACCAGGUGCGCUACUUCGAGUUCGUGGACUUCGAGCGCAAGUUCGAGGAGUGCAUCAGCCAGUCGGCCGUGCGCACCAAGUUCGCGCAGCACUCGCGCCGCGGCCGCAACAUCGCCGCUGACGUCAUGCAGGCGCUCGAGCAGGUUUACAACACAGCGACAGAUCAGAAACUGGCGAAGGUGGAGAAACAACGCGUGCUGCACGAACAGCUGACCGCCAUAGAGGAGCAGCUCACCACCAUCACGCGCCAGAUGAAGGACAAGAUCAACCGCAUGGUCGAGAGCGUCGAGCACAAGGUAUCCCUAACCCUGUCGCAAGAGAUCAGGCGGCUGUCGGCGCUGGUGGACGAGUACGACACUCCGUUCCGGCCGGAGCGCGCGGCGCUGGAGGCGUACAAGCGGGCGCUGCACCGGCACGUGGAGGCCGGCCUGGGCUCGCGGCUCAAGAAGCGGCUGUCCUCCGACAUCGGCCACGAGAUGGACGAGGCGCAGAAGGAGAUGGCCGAGCGCAUGUACAACAUCCUGCCGCUGCACAAGCGCGCGGCGGCGGCCAGCUACAUCGUGCCGCACCAGCAGCCCUUCGAGGUGCUGUACCGGCUCAACUGCGACAACCUGUGCGCCGACUUCACCGAGGACCUCUCCUUCCGCUUCUCGUACGGGCUCACCGCGCUCAUACAGCGCUUCCACGGGAAGAACUCCAACAAGAUCGCGCUCAAGAACCCGCCGCAGUACACACAGAUCCCGCCGUCAGUGAGCUCGAUCCCGUCGUCGAUGGAGGUGUCCCGGCCGGCCAGCAACGGCCCGGCAGCGCUGGCCUUCAGCUCGGAGGAGUGGUCCCUGCUGUCCAAGUUCGCGCUCGGGGCGCUCACCUCGCAGGGCACCAUGGGGGGACUACUGCUCUCUGGACUGUUGCUGAAGACAGUAGGGUGGCGCAUAGUGGCGGUGACGGGCGUGCUGUACGGCGCCCUGUACGCGUACGAGCGGCUGACGUGGACGGCCAAGGCGCAGGAGCGCGUGUUCAAGAAGCAGUACGUGGCGCACGCCAGCAAGAAGCUGCGGCUCAUCGUCGACCUCACCUCCGCCAACUGCAGCCAUCAAGUGCAACAGGAGCUGUCGACAAUGUUCGCGCGUCUGUGCCGCCUCAUCGACGAGGCGACCACGGAGAUGGACUCGGAGCUGUGCGAGGUGAAGGAGGCCAUCAAGAUGCUGGAGGAGGCCUCCUCGUCCGCCAAGAAGCUGCGCAACAAGGCAAACUACCUGUGCCACGAGCUCGAGCUCUUCGACGACGCCUUCCUCAAGCAACACUAGGUAUCGAUCGUCUUCGAUUGUCUGGUUGUUUGUACGACGAGGUGUCCCCUCUGUCCGGUUUGUGCGUCUCGCUUGUUACGUUUCUCUCGCGAGCUCGAUUCUGCUAUCUGUUGCACACCAUCGGCCCUAAGCCUUGCAAAAUUUUAACCCGUCUAUUUCAAAGACUUAUAUACUUCGUAAACAAGACUGUGAAAAAGGUUUUUGUCAAAUUCAAAUUUAAACUAUACUACCUAGAGUGUAAAGUUGGUAUAGCUAUGGUGUGGUCAAACGAGCCACGUGAGAGAUCAGUUGAUCUGAGUGUGUCCUUGUCUAUCGACUUCUCUACUCGUUCGGGUAACACUGGGUACAUCGUUAUUAACACGUUGAACGCUAUGACGGACACCAUAUGCCCGCCGAUGGACUUACCCCUGGGGCCACGCCAAAAAUGUGACAAUUGUCCAAAUAUCGUAGAGACUUUUAUAUUGUCUGGAAAUAACUAAAAAAUAAUAGGCAGCUUAAGGAAAACACGAUUUACUUACUCAUUAUUUUCCGAAAUGUCAAACACCAAUGUCUACCAUUUGACAUCUGUGCCGCAACUUACUCGGCUAGACCAUGAAUUUUAGUCUGGCGUUCAACGUGUUAAUAGAGUGGAGUAUAGAAAGGGCACCGUGCCAGUCCUCUCUCGCUUGGCCAGUUUUUGUACCAGAGUUCACCGUCUAGUUUACGAAGUUAUAAUGUCUUUGGUAUAUUUACGUUAUAUGAGCUCAAACGACAGCAGCUACAUCUUACAUGUAGCAGAAUUAGCCAGCAGUAGAUUGAAAUAACGAAGUUUGUAUUCGUUACAUAAUCUAUAGGCCGUAGUUACUAACGCGUAGGGAAAGGCUGCGUUUCUAUAGACGCGGAACUGUGCAGGAAUCGACCAAUCACCGUGAGGGAGAGAGUGACAGAGCGUCUUCGUUUUUCGCUCUCUCGAACGCUGUGAUUGGUCAAAUCCGCACAUCUCCGCUCUUAUAAGCGUCAGUGGAAACCCAGCCUAAGUAAUAGCGCUUGCCGUGUGCGAUAUAUACAACUCCCUAACGUGCAUAAAGGGUGGCCUGUGAGUCCAAAAGAAAGCUCAGAGAUGCGUGGGUACUUUGUUCAUCUUGCGAUGGAUGUAUCUCUAACUACUCCAAUUGAAAUAUAGUCAUGAGCUUAUGUUAUGAGUCUAUGCGGAUAAUAGACCCUAGUAAUCCCGUUUACAUAGGGUCCGCUUGCCUAACCUGAAGAUUUGACAGGUCCGGUUUUUUAUACAAGCUACUGCCUGUCUGGCCUUCUAACCCAAAAGGCCCAACCCAAUGCAGGUUAGGUCAGGUACCGCAUUUCUCUGGAAUAGGGACGGCCCGCUGUCUGCGUUAUUAUUAUUAUAAGGACUAGCUUUUUCAGAAGGGCCAGACCUCAAUUAAUCGUCUGUCGGGCCACAAAUCCACGGUAAGCUGUGGGUACGUAUUUCACCUUGCGAUGAAUGUACAGUCAUGAGUAUUAUCAUGUACCCACUAUAUAACCCUGGCGAAUUAACUUAUUUGACAGUUAAUGAGACUUACAGUUAAAUUUGUCAAAAAAGUAAAUGUGACAUGGUAUCAAAGUGUAUAUUAGUACUAGUAACUGUAACUCUGACUACCGGGAAAUAGUCGCGAACUUGUUUUGGAACGCAGAUCUCGAUCAGACGCAAUGUAAAAUCUUAUCAUGUCUGCUGUCUGCACAGAUGAGAGGUUAAUAAAUCUACUGCGGCCAUGUUCCGUAGCCUACGAUAAGUUUUAUAAUAAGCACAGCGUUAUUUCAAUCGACUGCUUGAACCCGUAGACAUGACAAUCUGUAGGGUGGUUUGAUCGUUUACGCCCGUAUCUGGAAGGUAAAUAUGUACAUUGUAUUCAAACUUCAACUCGUGUUGAAUGUACCUCUGUAAAAUAGAAACUUUUGUUAUCGUUUUAAAAGUUAUUUAUCAGCUUUACGUGUUAUUUACUCAAUGAAAUCGCGUAGACUAAUGUCUUAAAACUUGUUGAAAUGUUUGACAUUUAGCUUGUUAUGAAUUUAUUUUUCCCCGGUUCGAUGGUUCCUCGGCACUUUUUAUUUUUUAGUGUUUACCUUCCCAAACCAAAUACUAUCUAGGUGCUACCAAGGAAUAUUGUACAUAAGAACAAAAUAUAAUUAUGUAACCAACAUCUGAAUUGGGAAUAAAUGUCUAUAGGUAAUUAAUGUAUGGAAAAUUGUUAUCGUAUUUAAAGUUAACUGAUAUCUUAUGAAAACUUUAUACUCUUGUUUUUUUUUCAGUAUUUGUGUUUAGUCAUUCAUACAUAAAUGGAUACGCUUUAUUCCCGAUGUUAGCUUAUUGAGUCGCGUCAAAGGAGAUUGGUACACCAUAUUAACGAUUUUGCAACGAAUCAGCUAAUUCCACCUAAAUUAUCUUUUAUAGACCUUAUUUUGACGCGUCCUUUGCUUGUGAUUAUAAACAUAAAUGAAUCGAUGUAGUUAUCUCAACGAUAUAGUUACCAGACACGACAUUCGCGGUAAACAGGUGUGGCGCCGCGCAGCUCUUACGACACUGCGAUCGAUCGAAUUUGUUUACUAGCUCUAGAAUUAAAUUGUGUACGUUUAGAACAUCGUAUCUAGAACCAACGUAUUGAAUUACUAUGGUAUAAUCGCGAAAAUAUAUGGUAGAAUAGAACACUUACUAAAGGGAUAAUUUCUGAAGUUUUAGUAACCAUCUAUACUAUGCUGUUACGUCGCAAAAACAAAUUUUGUUACAAAAGACAAUCGCCAAUAUUGUAACAGAGUAUAUCUAUUUUUAUAUCAGCAUUUUUCGUAUGUUUUCUAUUCUAUCCAAUAUAUAGACAAAUGACAAAUUAAUCAGCGAUUUCAUGAUUACUUUUCCUUUGAGAAAUUCUUUCCACUAUGGAAGGACAAUGGCGCCACGAACUUAACCUAAUUUCAGUUUGACAGCUUCUAAACUAGUGCCGUCCUGCACUUACAAUAAGUGCAAGAAAGGGAUAGAGUUAGUUUUAGUCCUGUCAAAUUAAGUUUUAAGUUGGUGGUUGCCCGAAUAGGCACCAUUAGCUGUCCCACGGAGUAGCUGGAUGUUUUUAUUAAGUUUUAAUUUAUUUUACAUGUAGUUGAGGGAACGGUUAUGGCAGCAGAAGAUACAAGGAUUACAGGAACCAAACCCGCUCUUAGUUCUACCAUAUUUCCAAUUAAAUUAAAGCAUUUUAGCUUUUAAUAUGGUUAUAAUAUGUAGCACAUCAAAUGCAUUUUUAAGGUCACAACAAGAGGCCUUCAGACCGUCAUUUCCUUUUUUGUAUCACGUUUAUAUGAAUUUUAUUAGGAACUUUGAUAGGAAAAGUAGGUGUAAGGGAAUAUUGGACGGUCGCGUAAACUUAUUUGAGCAAUUGUCACUAACUUUGGAAAAUAAGUACAUUUGAUACACUCAAGCAUUAAAAUAAUUGUUCGGGUUUUUAUACCUUCUGCGAUAUAGCAUGGCGCGUAGGCCAACUGUCGGAAUAGCAAUAUUGCCCUAGUUGGUCUCUUGCGCACGAUAGUCGGUUGUACUUGUUCUCCUGUCAUACGCCCCAUGCUAGAGCGCAAGCGCAAUGUAUAACAGUCCAAUAUUCAAAGGCCUUGUCAUAUUUAUCAAUAGGAAGGUAAAGCAUGCAUACAUGACGCUAAGUUGGGAGCCAUGCAACCGUUUGAUAUUAGAUAGUUUUGUUGUCCAAUGUAAUUAGUUAACGCGUAAUUAGGAGAAUUUCAUAUGUAAAUAAAACAAUAAAGGAUUCCUUUAUAGAAA